AUGACAAAACAAGUUCUUCCACUGAUAGAGAAAAUUCCUCAAUCGAUACUCGGAUUCUUAGAAUUUUCUCCAUCUUGUUGGUCUUCUUCGUUAACGAAGACAACGCAAGCUCAUGCUCGUAUACUAAAAUCCGGAGCACAGAACGAUGGCUAUAUCUCCUCUAAACUCAUUGCUUCCUACUCGAACUAUAGUUGCUUCGACGAUGCAAAUCUCAUCUUGCAAUCGAUUCCGGAUCCCUCUGUUUACUCUUUCUCUUCUCUUAUAUACGCGUUAACUAAGGCUAAGCUUUUCUCGCAAUCGCUUGGCGUGUUUUCUCGGAUGUUCUCUCAUGGGUUGAUUCCAGAUACCCAUGUUCUUCCGAAUUUGUUCAAAGUAUGUGCUGAAUUAUCGGCUUUUAAAGCAGGUAAACAGAUUCACUGUGUAUCGUGUACUUUGGGAUUGGAUGAGGAUGCUUUUGUUCAGGGGUCUUUGUUUCAUAUGUACAUGAGGUGCGGUAGGAUGGGGGAUGCACGAAAAGUGUUCGAUAGAAUGUCUGAGAAAGAUGUUGUGACUUGCAGUGCUUUGCUCUGUGGCUAUGCAAGAAAGGGUUGCCUGGAAGACGUGGUUCGUAUCCUUUCUGAGAUGGAAAAAUCAGGUAUUGAACCGAAUAUCGUGUCUUGGAAUGGUAUUCUAAGUGGGUUUAAUCGUAGCGGGUAUCACGAGGAAGCAGUGAUAAUGUUCCAGAAGAUGCAUCAUCUGGGGUUUUUUCCUGAUGAGGUUGCAGUUUCAAGUGUUCUUCCUUCUGUUGGAGACUCAGAGAAACUGGAUAUGGGGAGGCAGAUUCAUGGAUAUGUGAUUAAACAGGGUCUGCUGAAGGAUAAAUGUGUCACUAGUGCAAUGAUCGAUAUGUACGGGAAAUCCGGUCAGGUCUAUGGAAUUAUAAAACUUUUCGAACAAGUUGAGCUGAUGGAGACCGGGGUUUGCAAUGCAUGCAUUACAGGGUUAUCACGAAACGGUCUUAUUGACAAGGCACUUGAAAUGUUUGAGUUAUUCAAGGAGCAAAAUAUAGAGCUAAAUGUCGUGUCAUGGACCUCAAUCAUAGCUGGGUGUGCACAGAAUGGGAAAGAUAUUGAAGCCUUGGAACUGUUUAGAGAAAUGCAGGUCGCUCGGGUGAAGCCAAACCGUGUAACAAUCCCUUCAAUGCUCCCAGCAUGUGGAAAUAUAGCAGCUUUGGUUCAUGGGAGAUCGGCUCAUGGCUUUGCAGUACGAGUCCACCUUUUGGAUGAUGUUCAUGUAGGGAGCGCUCUGAUUGACAUGUAUGCCAAAUGCGGAAGAAUCAACAUGUCUCAGAUGGUCUUUGAUAUGAUGCCCACGAGAAACUUAGUCUGCUGGAAUUCUUUAAUGAGUGGAUAUUCGAUGCAUGGGAAGGCCAAGGAAGUCAUGAGCAUAUUUGACUCUCUUGUGAGAACCAGGUUAAAACCCGAUUUCAUCAGCUUUACAAGUUUAUUAUCAGCAUGUAGCCAAGUAGGCUUAACAGAUGAAGGAUGGAAAUAUUUCGGCAUGAUGACAGAGGAAUAUGGGAUUAAACCAAGGUUGGAGCAUUAUUCUUGCAUGGUAAGCCUUCUUGGACGCGCGGGCAAGUUGCAAGAAGCAUAUGAUUUGAUAAAGGAGAUACCUUUUGAGCCAGACUCCUGCGUGUGGGGAGCUUUGCUAAAUUCUUGCAGACUCCAAAACAAUGUAGAUUUAGCUGAGAUCGCAGCAGAAAAGCUUUUCGAUCUAGAACCCGAGAACCCAGGGACUUACGUUCUCUUGUCCAAUAUAUACGCCGCUAAAGGCAUGUGGGCAGAAGUAGACAGUGUUAGAAACAAGAUGGAGAGUCUGGGACUGAAGAAGAACCCAGGAUGCAGCUGGAUUCAAGUGAAGAACAAAGUGUACACGCUUCUUGCUGGUGACAAGUCGCAUCCGCAGAUUGAACAAAUAACAGAGAAGAUGGAUGAGAUUAGCAAAGAGAUGAGAAAAUCGGGCCAUCGUCCGAAUUUGGAUUUUGCUCUGCAAGAUGUGGAGGAGCAAGAGAAAGAGCAGAUAUUAUUGGGACACAGCGAGAAACUAGCAGUAGUUUUCGGUCUUCUGAAUACACCAGACGGUACACCUCUUCAGGUCAUAAAGAACCUUAGGAUAUGCGGCGAUUGCCAUUCAGUCAUUAAAUUCAUAUCUGGUUACGCAGGUAGAGAGAUUUUCGUUAGAGAUACGAAUAGGUUUCAUCACUUUAAAGAUGGUAUUUGUUCUUGUGGAGAUUUCUGGUGACAUUUUU
Messenger RNA from Eutrema salsugineum, 2290 nucleotides. Its product is annotated as pentatricopeptide repeat-containing protein At1g20230. Gene Ontology annotation, molecular function: zinc ion binding; protein binding; RNA binding. The transcript has a single exon. The record is from RefSeq and is a predicted model, not a curated record. NCBI's taxonomy places the organism in Eukaryota, Viridiplantae, Streptophyta, Magnoliopsida, Brassicales, Brassicaceae. Bases 1 to 2283 code for a protein of 760 amino acids. Gene Ontology annotation, biological process: RNA modification.